AUGGCUUUUGGUGGUGCAAGCAGAUGCAAUCCGUUUUUGCUUCCCGCCUAUCACCACGUCUCUUUCGAGUCCGAUCGAUCCCCUAAUCGCGCCCUCUCGCCGCCCAUCUCCAGCAAGUCGAGUAGCGGCAGCAGCAGCGGUAGCGGUAGUAGCAGCAGCAGCAGCAGCACCGGCACCAACAUAUAUCAAGCGGCUACCUCUGCCGCUUGCCUCGGCAACCGGGACCAUGUCUUCUUCGACACUGUCCCACCCCGCAAAGCAAUCGGAUCCUGCUCCUCCUUCCUCCUCCACGACAGCGACUCCUGUACCAUCAACAUCGGCUGCAUCGACUCCCGCACCUGCAGUGACCGCCUCGACACCAUCGUCGUCCGCGCAGCCGUCGGCCUCCGCUUUCAAAGCUGA
Molecule: messenger RNA, 402 nt
Organism: Pseudozyma hubeiensis SY62
Lineage: Eukaryota; Fungi; Basidiomycota; Ustilaginomycetes; Ustilaginales; Ustilaginaceae
Exons: 1
Coding region: 1-402 (133 amino acids)
Source: RefSeq, a predicted model, not a curated record